CUGUGGUCUUUUCCGCGUCUCUCAGCCACAGUCGUCGAUUGCUAUGCCCUGUGGACUCAUGGAUUUCCAUCUGGAUUAUUUGUCGCUUCGCUUUCCAUCAUUGCGCGAUGCGCAGCAACAAUCACGAAAAUGACGUUUCACGCGGAUAGCUCGCGAGACAAGCAUUGCCAUGGCUACGACUCAAACCAUAACAGGAAGCUCCAAGAUGUCUGCCAGAACCCGUCAAAAUGCCCUCUCUUGGUACAGGAAAUCAUUCCAUCACUUCAUGGGCUCGCUUCGUCGUGUCGCAAUGGCACUUGCAAGCAGGAUGAUGUCGUGAUUGAAACAGGUGGCUUGGCAGCACAUAUAAUUGCGCGCAUCUUGACCUUCACCAGACAGAGGUCAACUUUGCAACUUUGCCCUGCUCAGGAUGCAGUUCCUUUCCAUUGCAUUGUCAUUUGCUUCAAUCGCGGCGGCCGUCUCCCUCUCCAGCCCGCAGCCCGUCUCAUAUGAUGGCGCCAAAGUAUACCGGGUCAAAACAGGCAGACAGCUAGCCUCGGUGAAGGAAAAGUUGUCCGCUUUCAACUACGAGGCCUGGAAUCACGAUUUGGAUCGACACAUUGACCUUCUCAUCCCCGCCGGAGAGGUCGCGGCAUUCGAAGCGCUCAAUUUCAAUGCGAAAGUUUUGCACGAAGAUCUUGGAGCAUCGAUCAAUGCUGAAUCUCACGGAAGCUCACUGUGGAAGAGGCAGGGAGGAGUCAACUCGUCGUGGUUCGAUUCCUACCACCCAUACGACGACCACGUUCAGUUUUGGGAAGAUCUGCAGGCAUCUUUUCCUAAUCAGUCCGAAACCAUCUCGUCAGGAACUUCAUACGAAGGUCGCGAUCUUUUUGGUCUGCACUUUUGGGGGGCGUCUGGGCCAGGAAAGCCUGCUGUACUUUACCAUGGACAAGUUCAUGCCAGAGAGUGGAUUACCGCGCCUGUCAUCGAAUAUAUCGCCACCCAAUUAAUCGAAGGUUACAAAGCAGGUGAUAAUCUCACCACUGCAUUCCUGAACAAUUACGACUUUUUCAUCAUUCCAUUCGUCAAUCCAGAUGGAUUCGUCUACACUCAAACGACCGAACGGCUCUGGCGAAAGAACAGACAGCCAGGUCCUGGAAACAGUACCUGCUUCGGACGCGACAUCAACCGUAACUGGGAAUUCGGAUGGGAUGCCAACGACCGCGGAGCUUCCACCAACCCCUGCUCGCAAACAUACAGAGGCGAGGCACCCUCCGACACUCCCGAAAACCAAGGUCUCGACAAACUAGUCCGGGAGCUGCGCGACACGCAAGGCAUCAAGCUCUAUAUCGACUGGCACAGCUAUGGCCAAUACAUCCUUUCACCCUACGGCUCCAACGAGACCAACUAUGCGCCUGAGCUUGGCAAGUGGACUAACACGGCGUCGCGAAUGAGCGAGGCGAUUCGCGACAGCUCGGACGCGCGCACCACGUUCACGUUCGGGCCAAGUGGCGCGACAUUGUACACAACGACGGGCGCUGCGCCCGAUCAUGUGUACAUUUUCGGCGAGGCGGAGUUCUCGUACACCAUUGAAUUGAGAGAUACUGGAGACUUCGGCUUUGUGUUGCCGCCAGAGCAGAUCUUGCCGACUGCUGAAGAGCAAUGGGUAGGACAGCAGGUUCUGCUUAGUCUACUCGACGAGACCUUCUUUGAUGGCGAAGGUCCCGCUAUCUUCACGUAG
Periconia digitata is the source of this 1720-nucleotide messenger RNA. The record is from the annotation of a GenBank genome assembly. NCBI's taxonomy places the organism in Eukaryota, Fungi, Ascomycota, Dothideomycetes, Pleosporales, Periconiaceae.